CAUUUGAUAACCAUAGUUAUGUAGUUUGUAUAACUGAUUUUUACCAUUAACUAUCAAAUAUUUGAAUAGAUUGGAUAACUAUCGAAUAGUUUGAUAAUUUAUAUUCAAUUCGAUAGUUAGUUUUCAAUAUUUUCCUUCACUUGUGGAUUUAUGAAUCCACCUUGAUAUUUAUAAUUCGUUAAGAAUUCAAUUUCUGUAAUGAUUUUUCGUAAUAAGUAUUAAAGAGUUUAAAUUAAAAACUGUUAUUAAAUUUUAUUAUCGUUUAUUUUCCUUAUACUUCUGGUAUAAUUGAUCAAAAUCUAUAAACAUCCAUUAUCUAAUUAAAAUGGUUAUUAUUAUAUAAAUAAAUCCUCAAGUUACUCAAAACAAAAUAAUCUAAAUGCGAGUUAUUUCACUAUUAAGCAGACAUUAAUGUUUCGAUGGUAACCCUUACCUAAAUUUUAUCUGUUUAUUUGAAAUAGUAUUAUAACUGUAUUGAUGGCAAAUGUAAACCUCAAAAAAAAAUGACCUCAUUAAUUGACUUAAAUAAUUAUAAAUUAUCCAAUAUUUGUGAUAAUGUUUUUUACAUUCCAAAUUAUGUUUCGGAAGAACAAGAAAAAUAUAUCAUUGACAAAGUAAAUGAAGCCCCUAAACCAAAAUGGACUCAAUUAAGAAAUAGAAGACUUCAAAAUUGGGGUGGUGUACCUCAUGUUAAGGGACUAAUACCUGAAAAUAUUCCUAAUUGGCUAAAUGGAUUUCUAAAGCAAAUCAGUAACCUCGGUGUAUUUCCUGGGAGCAACCAGCCUAAUCAUAUAUUAGUUAACGAAUAUUUACCUGGUCAAGGAAUAAUGCCCCAUUUAGAUGGAAGUUUAUUUUACCCUACUAUUACUACUAUUAGUUGUGGUUCUCAAACAGUUCUCAAUUUCUAUUCAGCAAAUGAGAUAGAAGGACAGACCAGUAAUAUGACUAAAAAAAUGUAUAGUUUAUUAUUAGAAAGGAGGAGUCUUCUUAUAUUACAAGAAAAAAUGUAUAAUGAGUACCUUCAUGGAAUUGAUGAAUUAAAAGAAGAUGUUGUUGAUAAAUCAUUAUCAAACAUAAAUAGUUGUUCAAGCGAUAUAAAAAUAAAUAGUGUAAUACCCAGAGGUACUCGUGUAUCAUUAACAAUUAGGAAUAUUCCUAAAAUAUCAAAAAUUAACCUUAAUUCUUUGAUGAAAAAGUAAUAUAUUUAUUUACUAACACUGAUAAUAUUUACAAUUAAAAUUCUGAAUAUAAUAAUUUGAAUUAUGUUACAUAAAUUAAAACUAUAAUUAACUUA
This is a messenger RNA of Daktulosphaira vitifoliae (grape phylloxera), 1294 nucleotides long. Its product is annotated as alpha-ketoglutarate-dependent dioxygenase alkB homolog 6. The record is from RefSeq and is a predicted model, not a curated record. The transcript is spliced from 5 exons. Lineage: Eukaryota; Metazoa; Arthropoda; Insecta; Hemiptera; Phylloxeridae. Bases 504 to 1199 code for a protein of 231 amino acids.